Messenger RNA from Morus notabilis, 1223 nucleotides. Its product is annotated as protein EXORDIUM. The record is from RefSeq and is a predicted model, not a curated record. The transcript has a single exon. NCBI's taxonomy places the organism in Eukaryota, Viridiplantae, Streptophyta, Magnoliopsida, Rosales, Moraceae. Bases 101 to 1054 code for a protein of 317 amino acids.
UCUCCUCACUCAAAUUUCAAACCAACACAUCAAAAAAAGCCCUUCUUACUUCUUUCUAAGAUCAACAAAUUAAACUCAAAAAAACCCCAAUAUUUCCAAAAUGGCAUCUUUUGUAGCUUCAGAAAAUUUCUCUAUUCUACUCCUACUAAUUAUUUCUCUUCUACAUUUGGCGUAUUCAGCGAGGAUUCUUUCCGAAUCGUCGGAUCAACUCUUCCAGUACCACAAGGGCCCACUCCUCACGGGCAAAAUCUCCAUCAACCUCAUCUGGUACGGCAAAUUCAAGCCCUCCCAGCGCGCUAUCGUCACCGAUUUCAUCACCUCCUUCACUUCCUCCAAGGUCACCGACCAACCCUCCGUCGCCACGUGGUGGCAAACCAUCGACAAGUACCAUCGCCUCGCCAAUCCCAAGAAACCUGCGCACUCCUCCCUCACCGUCUCCCUCGGCUCCCAACUCACCGACGACACCUACUCCCUUGGCAAGUCCCUCACAAGUCAAUACAUCAUACGGCUGGCAUCGAAGGGCGGCCAGAGGAACGCCAUCAACGUCGUCCUCACCUCCACUGACGUGGCAGUCGAAGGCUUCUGCUCCAGCAAGUGCGGCACCCACGGUUCCGCCAGGUCAGCAAACGUAAGAUCGAGAAAGAGUGACAAAUUCGCUUACAUCUGGGUGGGGAACUCGGAGACUCAGUGCCCCGGCCAAUGCGCGUGGCCGUUCCACCAGCCCAUCUACGGCCCACAGAGCCCACCCCUGGUGGCGCCCAACAACGACGUCGGAUUGGACGGGAUGGUGAUCAACCUGGCGAGCCUAUUGGCCGGGACGGCGACGAACCCGUUCGGAAACGGCUACUUCCAGGGUCCAAAGGAGGCUCCGUUGGAGGCCGCUUCGGCCUGCCCCGGGAUCUACGCCAAGGGGGCUUAUCCUGGCUACGCCGGCGACCUUCUUGUGGACCCCACAAGUGGGGCCAGCUACAAUGCCCGUGGUGAUAAUGGAAGGAAGUAUUUGCUUCCGGCUCUAUUCGAUCCUUCCACUUCCACCUGCUCCACUUUGGUUUGAGGAUUUGUUUGAGAGUACUUAUUGAUCAGAUAUACGUGCCUACUUGUUAGUGUAUAGAGAGAGUAUUAUUGUUAUGGGGGAGAUUAUUCUUUGAUUUUUUAUAUAAUUAUUCGUUUAUAAGACGAUUGAAUAAUAAAAAGGGGUUAUAUAUUGAGUAGUAUUAUUCGAA